Grosmannia clavigera kw1407 is the source of this 927-nucleotide messenger RNA. RefSeq lists its product as uncharacterized. The record is from RefSeq and is a predicted model, not a curated record. Bases 1 to 927 code for a protein of 308 amino acids. The transcript has a single exon. Lineage: Eukaryota; Fungi; Ascomycota; Sordariomycetes; Ophiostomatales; Ophiostomataceae.
AUGUCCCCAUCAACGACGCUUCCAUUCUCAAGCGACAAGAUUAGUGGCCCUCUCUCCCCUCUCUCUGCUAUGGCCUACGUCGCCGGUCACGGUAGAGGUGCACCCCGUGCCCAAAGGCACCAGCAACACUCGCCACUCAACGUCGGCUAUACAAUGGCCGUAGGAGGUCUCUACGAUCAGAUGCUGAACAUUGGGGAAAAAAAGGAUGACGACGAGCAGGAAAGUCAACAAUUGCAAAGCCAACGCCACAGCUACACAGUUGACGAGGAAGAUGUCAGCCUCGAGGUCCAGAACGCAGACCUCAGGGCUCAGAUUUUUAUACUGGAAUCCGAUGCCGAGGCCGAGCAGCGCGCACUGGAUGACAUGCUGACGGAGCUUACCAGCGCCCAGGAGGAGCUUUACAACGCUGAGGCCCGACUCGCAGCCAAGGAGUCUGAGUGUGCCGACCUCCAGGCCCGUCUUGCUCAAUCCGGCGACAGUGGCAAGAAUGGCACCACCCUUCCAGUAGGGGGAGGACAUGCUCAGCCUGAGCUCCACGGCAGCACGGCUGAGAUGCAGCGGCAGAUUGACGACCUGUUGGACACCCUGAGAAGCAAAGACAUGCUGCUGAGCAAGCAGGAGGCUGAGCUGGCUACCACUUGCGAGAAGUUGGCAGCUACACAGACUCAGGCACAACAAUCUGUUGCAUCGAGCCAGGAUAAUGCCUUAAUCAGCGAGCACCGACGCACAGUUGAAAAGCUGAAGGAAGAAGUGCGCUUCUUCAAGGCCAAUAGUGAGCAGCUCGGACAGGAAAUACGCGAGCUGAAGGACGAGAACCUGCGGCUAGUCGAGGACUUGGAAGUCAAACAGAGAGAGUUGGAUGACGAGAGGUCGUUGAAUGUAGCGAUAAUGAUACAAGUAGCAACGAUACCAGCCGGACCGGAAUAG